AUGGCGUGUAUUAGAGCACCAAGAUCCGUCUGUGGAUCCAGCGACGACAUCAAGGCUGAUUCCACCCGCAAUGUCAUACAGAUCUAUACUGAUUGGGCGAACUAUUACUUGGAGAGGGGUGGCUGCAAGAGAAGGGUGACAGACCUUCAGUUGGACCUUUGCGACGGAGUUCUUCUCGCUGAUCUGGUGGAGGCUGUCACCAACCAGAAGGUGAUCGACGUAAAUAGAAGGCCCAAGAACGCUCAACAAAUGGUAAGUUUCCAUUCAAGAGUUCCCAUUUAUAUGCUAUUCCUCAUUGAAAAAUUCCCAUUUAUCUAUUUCUCGCUGAAAAAUUCCCAUUUAUCUGCUAUUUCUCGCUGA
This is a messenger RNA of Eufriesea mexicana, 360 nucleotides long. Its product is annotated as protein sickie. Lineage: Eukaryota; Metazoa; Arthropoda; Insecta; Hymenoptera; Apidae. The transcript has 3 exons. The record is from RefSeq and is a predicted model, not a curated record. Gene Ontology annotation, molecular function: protein binding. Bases 1 to 360 code for a protein of 119 amino acids.